ACGCAUUCCAUCUGUCAGGUCGAUGUGAUAGACAGCCGCAAGCAUAGCUAGAAAACAGGUUGAAUAGUUACCCUUUGAGUCUGGUUAGACAUGUUAUUUCAGAUUAGAGCUAAUCGCUGUGUAUGCUUCCCGGCGGGGGAAAGCGUCGUGAGACCAUGGAUCGAAGGAGCUUAGGAUAAUUCCCUCUAAUUCAUUCGUUUACCUGACAGAACAAGAUGGCGUGGAAAAAGAGAAGACGCUAUCCAACGUCGCUCCUUAUUUCCACGACUUUAACUAUCAUUUUCAUGGCUAGCAACAUAGCGUUCAUCCACUAUGGAUUAACAGACGAGUCCCAAGGGAACGAGGAAUUAAGAGACGUGUUUUUACAAGAUAGAGACGAGAUAAAGGGACUCGGGGUUCAAGGAGAAUCAGUCCUUUUCAGUGCCAAUAGUGUUAGUGAUCCUCAUCUGAGAAAGUUGAUGGAGGACACGCGUGCUAGCUCAGAGGACUUCAAUAAAGGAGAUGCUUUAGACCUUUCUUAUCACAGUUUUUUAUCCACACACAGAGGUCUGAGUUGUGAUGAUGUCAGGAACUUUACUGAUAAGGAAUACGUUGCAUCGGGCUGGACUAAAGCUGUCUACAAAGUAAAACAUAAAGGCCAGGAGAUGGCUUUAAAAACAGUGGACGUUACAGGGCGUGACGUGACCACUUGCUUAAAAAACAGCGGCAGGACGCUAGCAUUCUGUUAUGCAAAGGCAGCUCGGAAAAUAUUAAAAGAAAUUGUUUUAUUACAGGGCUUAAACCACAAGAAUGUAGUUAAGGUACUGGGUUAUUGUGUUCCAAACAAGCCGUACGACGGGAGCCCAGAGACGGAGGUUUCCAUGGUUGUCGAGCUAGGCACAAACAUCGACAUUAUUCGACUGUUACAAAUGUCAUGGGAGGACAGAUUAAGAGUCUCGUAUGGCGUAGGACAGUUAUUACACUACAUAGCUAACUCCCCAUAUGGCUCCUUAUCACUCAACGAUUUCCGACGUCAGCAGUUUGUGCUUGUUGGCGGUGAAGUGAAGUUGUCUGACGUGGAUGACGUCGGAUUCGAGGAAGUGACGUGUAAAAAGAACUCUGACUGUGAUGUUCCUUUCUCUUCAGCCAAUUAUACCAUUCGAACACACUGCAUAAACCAAAGAUGCUUUGGACUCAACGAGAAAAAGAAUAUAUUUAACGCUGGUCGUCACUUUACAACAUUCAUUCUUCCACAUGGUGUUCCAAAACCACUACAAGCUCACGUGAAUGACGUCAUCAAGGGGUUCAGUAACGCCACAGUGAACUCGGCUGAGUUAUCCACUAUGUUAGAUACAUUGGUGCAUCAGUUUUCCAGUGGCUUUCACCUUAACCGUCUCGAUAAAAGUGACUACGAAGCAGGUUAUGAGUGCACAGACGGAUUUGACUACCCGGGCAGGUAUGACUAUAGAUGUCGCUACUCAGUGGCUGGUGGAAAUUGCCAUAUAUCCGUGUUUGACCAAAAAGAAGCUGAAAUGCUUUGCGAUAAAGACAAAGACUGCAAAGGAUUUGUUAUGUCCGACCAAAAGUCGUGGACAGGGAGGACAAUUGUGCAUAUAAAAAACAACAAAGGACUCCCAGCAAAGAAUCCUCGCACAAGACUUUGUAAUAAACCAGGAUCGCAUUAAUCAGCGUUACGUUUAAACCGUACUGCCCACCUGUAUGACAUUGCCAAUGAUUCUAUGGUCAUUAUUCUUGAACUUUUUUGAAGUUUACGUUUGACAAGUAAAACGCCCAAAAUGUAGUGUUUUCAUCUCAUGUGCAUAAAACAUCUGAAUGAGUCACAUGCACUUGUCUUUUUAUCCCGGUGCUUAUUCGGCGUUUCAGCUAGUCAGAUAUUUUGACAAACUUGUAUACGUUUAUCGAUGUGAGUGUGCGGCCGGUGUCAUGUACGAGAAAAUCCCUUGUGAUACAGGGUUUGGUUCCCAUUGGUUGGUUCAGGUAAGCACCGUCCAAAAUUUUGGCCCAUUCACGCCAUGCUUAGCCUAAUCUGUAUGAAUCUUAUGGAGGGUGAACUCUAUGUUACACGGACCCUCUUUUUUUUUUAAAGACCGGUAAAAGUGAGACCGAAACGUUAUAUAUGUGUGAAGUAACAAUUAUUCUGAAAUAGUUCAUCAUUUACUGUAAAUUCAUGUCUCAUAAACAUUUCAUUUGUUUCAUUUAUACUAGCAUUGGCAGAAAUGCUUUUUGAUCACAUAACAUAAAGAUGCAUUUAUAAAUGUCAUUUCAAACUCACCGAUUCAUUAACGUAGUAUUUUGAUAUACAGACAUAAGUCUAGAUGUCGGCUUAUAUAAAAGUAAUCGAACAUGUUUUGUACAUAAUGCUUUCGAAAUCCGAUGUGACAUUAUGUUUUCAGCAUUUUGCACGUUAUUAAAAUCUGUAUAUGUGUCAUGUUUUUUAAAUAUCUGAUAUAAUAGUUUACUGCUCGAAAACAACGCUUGUGAUAUGUAUUCUGUUUAUAUGGCAAAAAUAAAUUCACUCUCAUUUGAA
Messenger RNA from Lingula anatina, 2527 nucleotides. RefSeq names its product extracellular tyrosine-protein kinase PKDCC. Gene Ontology annotation, molecular function: ATP binding; non-membrane spanning protein tyrosine kinase activity. Gene Ontology annotation, biological process: skeletal system development; peptidyl-tyrosine phosphorylation. Gene Ontology annotation, cellular component: extracellular region. NCBI's taxonomy places the organism in Eukaryota, Metazoa, Brachiopoda, Lingulata, Lingulida, Lingulidae. The record is from RefSeq and is a predicted model, not a curated record.